Molecule: messenger RNA, 519 nt
Organism: Suillus clintonianus
Lineage: Eukaryota; Fungi; Basidiomycota; Agaricomycetes; Boletales; Suillaceae
Exons: 5
Coding region: 1-519 (172 amino acids)
Source: RefSeq, a predicted model, not a curated record
AUGGACAAGAUGACAGCGAUGUUGCUCUGUAGUAACAAAGAACUGAGGCUGUUUCGCGCCUGGAUCCAACAGUUUCUCCGCAACCAUACUAACAACCAAAGACAUCGGCUAAGUAGCACAAUUGCAUCACAGAAUACCGACAGCGAGGAGGAUGGGGAUGAGGAGAAGUCUGAGGAGGAAGAUGAAGAUCUGGACGAGCUCGAGGACGAGGACGAAGACCUAGAUGAGGACGAGGACCCAGGCCUAGACGAGGACGAGGACGAAGACCUAGACGAGGACGAGGACCCAGGCCUAGACGAGGACGAAGACCCAGGCCUAGAUGAGGACGAGGACCCAGGCCUAGACGAGGACAAGGACCCAGGCCUAGACGAGGACGACACCUUGACCAACGAUGGCGAUCAGGAUGAGGGCAAAGCCGACAACAACAUCGAAGAAGAUCAGCGAGCAUGGACGAUGACGAAAGCCACGAGCAGGCAGACACCGACAUGGCUGAAAAGCAAUAUGUUCCUCCCCGCCUAG